Nothoprocta perdicaria is the source of this 3280-nucleotide messenger RNA. It is a transcript of the gene LBHD2, whose product is annotated as LBH domain containing 2. Lineage: Eukaryota; Metazoa; Chordata; Aves; Tinamiformes; Tinamidae. The transcript is spliced from 4 exons. The record is from RefSeq and is a predicted model, not a curated record. The coding region runs from base 105 to 467 and encodes 120 amino acids.
ACGUGUUGAGGAUUGGACACGGUUUGUGCAACGCUUCACCAACAAAGUGAACAUCUGCAGCAMGGGCCGUUUUCAGAAACAACGUCCUUUUACGUGAUUGAAGCAUGACAGAGGUGAUGAACACACGGGAACCUGUGAUGGAGGAGUUUGCAUUAARCCAGUCUCCUGAGGAAGAAGGAGGACCUUCCACCCAGGCCUUCCCAGACUCACGUGAGAAAUACCCCAAGCUGACCAAGAGGCUGCCGUCGAUCGUGGUGGAGCCCACCGAGUCGGGCGAGGUGGAAAGCGGCGAGCUGCGCUGGCCACCCGACGACCUCAAAUCGGCCGAGGAGAAGGGUCUCCUUGGUGACCAAAGAGUCUGCGUCCAGCAGCAGCAGAUGGAUCUGGAAGAUACUUUAGCACAUCCAGCUCAAGAAGUGGAAGAUGAUACAGAUACUCUGGAAAGCAGAACUGAAAAGGAUGAGUAGGAACUCCGUGGCCUCAGAAGUGAAACUUCAUUGUGAAUGUUGUUGAAAAGCUAACACAUUCUGAAGAAAUGUCAAAGUAAUCUGUAUUUACAUCUGCAAGGGUUUUAUUUAGUUAGUACCUGGUAAGAAGUGUAUAGGCUUUAGAACUGUUCUUUUGAACAUUUUGAUUUUCAGGCUGGGAUUCAUAUUAUUUGUUUAAUUUUUCCUUGGGAAACAAUGGGACAUUAGGAAAUGCCUCGCAGACAUGAUGAGAUUAUAAAGGAAAAAUGAGCCUAAUUUCAAUAAGUACAUUUCAUUGGAUUUACCUUUUUUAAGCAAGGUUGCUUUCAGAUAUCAACAGCAGGACAAAGGGGUUACAUUUCUACAGAAGGGAUGUCUUAAAUCUAAAACCUUUCUUGUUUUUAGCCAUUUAAAACUAGCACUGUGAUAUUACGGACAAUAGAUGUAAUAUAAUGUCACCAUUUGAUUUUGUAACUUUUGUAUAGAGAUGCAAGUGUAAGAUUUGCCUACAUUGCUACAUGCAGGAACCUUCCAGGUGUGGAUUAGAGCAGUGGUCUCCCUUUGACUAACCUGUGCAAAUUCAGAUGAACCAGCCUUUUAUUAACUGUCUUUUCAAUAAGGUUCAGAAGUUUUAGAAAUACUUUCUUGCUGUACAUUGAUGAACUGGAAUAGCUAGUCGCUGGUGUUCGUGGAGUGAGACUGUUUGUUGUAGACUUGGUUGGGUGGAUCGUGCUGUUUGUGCUCACUUCGUGGCCCGGAUCCAGCCGUGGCGUAACGCGCUCCUCUCUCCACUGAAGCCGGCAGGAACGGCUCCUGCUCCCGCCAGGGCUGAAUUUGUCCCACCUUGUUAGUAGAAGUUGUUGUGAGUCUUCUUUCAGUAUGUUUUGUGCAUAGAACAAGUGCAGAGGCCCAGUUGUUCUUCCAUUGACCUACCCAAAGUGGUGGCUGGCGAGGGUGAAAGGAGCUCAGCGGCACAGCCCAAGUGAUGCCAGUUCUGCCCUAGGCCAUCUGCAGAAGGAAGGGCUGGAAGCAGGCUGGGGAGGGUGGAUGUGCCCGGCAUCCAUCCUGCCCUUGGCACCGACUGCUCGCGCGCCCGGGGCUUGGAGCUCCCGCAGCCACAGCACGUCCUGGUCACCUUUGGCACGCAGCUCCRAUAAAGCCACCUCCUGGAAAGCAGAGCUUAAGUUGGGACAGGCCGUCCCUGGACACACUGGACUUCCGUUGGAUUCUCCUUGUCUGCUAUGUUCAGGGAUGCAUUCAGGGUCCUUUUCCACAGCGGUGAGCCCUUUACAGCUGGACUUGAUAUCUUGAAGGUCUUUUCCAACCAUAAUGAUUCUACUGCACAGGGACCUUGCAGAGACUCCCACUGGGCACCAUCCCCGGAGAAGCAAUGAUCUUGGGCCAAAAUAUUACCCUUUAGACAGUGCUGAUGGAGAUACUGCCUGUAUYGGAAGGGUUUGACUGUUUCAGUGGAAAAUGUCCAGAAAGCUACAUAACUGGCAUUUUCUGCAUCUCCGGGGCUGGAUGGGCUCUGUACUUCCAAUUAAUGUUGCAGCCAGAAAAAAAAAAAGCUGCUUGCUAUAGAUGGAAUGAAAUAAUAGGAUUUCUUCCAGCAUUAAUUCCUAAGCUUACUUUCAAGUGUGUUCUCUUCUCCAGUAAUAAUUUUCUUUAAAGGAAACUUUUAAUUGUGUGAUGAUGGAUAAAAUUUACUGGCCAGAUGUAUUAAUUAAUAAGAUAAGUUUAUACCUUCUUAGCAACCAAAUUUAAUAUAUUUACUUACAAAAAAUUCUGUGCAAUGAAUGUUUAAUACAAAGGAAGAAGACUAUUUUACUUCAAAGCAACAUUAAUUUAUGUACAAAAUUAUAGCUCAUUGUUUGGGGUGUUUGGGAUCAAGGACCCUUUUUAUAAUAGAACAAUAUAACAUGAUACUUAAACUUUGUUCUCUCAAACUAYCUAAAAACAUGUUUUGCCUUUUUGACAUAGAUGUUCUUUCCUACUCCAUCACAGACUUGYUUGGUUGGAUGAAUGAGAUUCUGGCCAAAGAACCUAAUUUCACCAGAGAACCUAACUUUCACCAGAAGGUUUCAAGAGCACCUUCUAAAUCUGGUUGCUGUUCCUGUCACCCCCUUUGUCGGUGACAGUUUUCCCAUAAGCUGUGGAAAUGAGACCAAACUCGAGAUAAGGGUUGAGGCUGGCAAACUUGCUGCCAAGGGAGGAAUCGAACAGGAGAGGCAGCCAGGUGGGUGCGAGGUGCUCUAUAAACCCUGCUUUUGCAUUGAUGGUCAAGAAGUUUUAUAAAGCUCUGGAAAAAAAMCCAAUAACGAUGACAACAUAUCUCUAGGUGUGUGAUUUCCUUUAAUUUGCAUCUGCCCAGCUCCGCAAGGAGUGACGUUAGACGUAUCACUUAAUUAGCUUUUCACUUUAUAAAAGGAAGAAGGGUUAUUUGAAACACUUCCCCCAAUUUUUUUAAGCUGUCUGCUUUGAGACACUCCCUCCCUUCCUGCUCUGGAUGGCCCUUAUCCUAUUUCCCCCUGAGGUCAAUGGCACUUCCCUGCGCGUGUUUCCUGAAGGAACACACAAAAUCCUACGAAAACGCCGCUCGCCACCACGUUUCCCAUUGCGGCGCGUGCAGCUGCAGCCCGUGCACAAAUUCCAGGCUUCACUUUUCCAGCCUCGCUACUCAUCUCUUCCCUGCUUCCUCCUUCGCAUCGCUCACUUUAACCGAAGCAACUGGAUGCUUCAAACUAGAGCUUCUACAAAAGCUGAGUGGCCUCCCUUGAAGAGCCUCACAAAGCCAAGCUCCUCCUCCCAUU